CCCAGGACAAGUAUCAGUUUUACCUGAAGCCAAAGCAAAAUGAUUUGUAAGAUUGCUAUUCUUCUUUCUACUAUCUCCAUGGUGAUAGCUGAUGGCUAUUUAGGGCACUACGCAGCUGCCAAACCCUAUGCCUUUGGCUACACCGUUAAAGAUCAUCACGGUGAGAAACACCGACAGGAAUCCGGUAUUGGUGGGCAACACGUUCAGGGAAGCUAUGGAUUCACUGACAAUAGGGGCAUCCAAAGGCAUGUUGACUACGUUGCCGAUCACGGUGGAUUUAAAGCCUCAAUAAAAACCAACGAACCUGGAACUUCUAACCAGGAUCCUGCAGCUGUCAAUAUCCACUCCUCAGCCCAUCCCUACUAUGGAGCCGGAUAUGGAGUCCAUGGAGGCUAUGCAGGACAUGCUGGAUCAUUGGUAGGGAAAAGCUAUGGAGGAUAUGGAUAUGAAGGAUAUGGAUAUGGAGGACACGGAUAUGGAGGACAUGGAUAUGCAGGACUUGGGUAUGCAGGGCAUGGAGGUGAUAAUGGAGCUUAUGGACUUGGUGUCUACGGCCAUGGUGGUAAAGGAGUAUGGUGAUUAGCUAACGGCCAUUAGUUUUAAAGGUUUUCAUUCAGGGAUACGCUAUCAGGACUGUAACAUUUUUGAAUCGCUUUAUCAUCAGGGUUGGUGUUAGCAUUUUUGAAAUAUUGAAAUUUUUCGCUUC
Molecule: messenger RNA, 706 nt
Organism: Argiope bruennichi
Lineage: Eukaryota; Metazoa; Arthropoda; Arachnida; Araneae; Araneidae
Exons: 4
Coding region: 40-579 (179 amino acids)
Cellular component (GO): chitin-based extracellular matrix
Molecular function (GO): structural constituent of chitin-based larval cuticle
Source: RefSeq, a predicted model, not a curated record